This is a messenger RNA of Paramecium primaurelia, 1554 nucleotides long. NCBI's taxonomy places the organism in Eukaryota, Ciliophora, Oligohymenophorea, Peniculida, Parameciidae. The record is from the annotation of a GenBank genome assembly.
AUGUAAUAAUAAUAAUAAUAAACUCAUGAUAUCUCACCAUGGAAUGAAAAUAAUGAUGAUAUCAAAACUGUUACUGAAUAAUAAGUUGAUGAAUUCAAAACUAGUUAUGAGGAUUUUCAAUAACAACAGAAUUUAUACAAAAAGUAGAAAUCUAUUAAAGUAAAUACAACUAAUUGUAGAGGUGAAACAAGAUUAAUACGUAAAUUAAUAGUAAAAAAUAAUUGGAAAGAAGUUUUUAAUGAUGGUGAUGUUUGUUGGCUUGGAUUACCAUUUAAAUAUUAAAAUUUUGAAGAAUAUUUUACAUAAUACGUUAAUCGUUUUCCAGGAAUGGAUUUAUUAGCUCAUAAAACUUAAUCAUCAUUUUAUUUGAAUAAAUUUGCUUAAUAUUUUCCAGAUGAAUAUGAAUUCUUUCCUAAAACAUACAUUAUACCUGAUGAAAUUGAUAAAUUUUAAUAAGAAUAUAAAAGCACUCGUACUUACAUUGCUAAACCAGAUGCAGGAUCAUAAGGUGAUGGAAUCUAUUUAAUAAAAAAAUUAAAAGAUAUCAAAACUAAUGAAAGUAUGGUAAUAUAAUAAUAUAUCUCCAAACCUUUAUUGAUAGAUAAAAAGAAAUUUGAUUUAAGAUUGUAUGUUCUUAUUACAUCUCUUGAUCCCUACUUAUGUUAUAUUAAUAAAGAAGGUUUAGCUAGAUUUUGUACUGUAGAUUAUGAAUAACCUAAUGAUAAAAAUCUCAGAAAUCCUUUUAUGCAUUUAACAAACUAUUCACUUAACAAAAAAAGUACUAAUUUCUAAUUUUAUAAUGGUAAGAAUAUUUUAGAUAUAAAUGAGGGAACCAAAAGAACUUAUUCAUCAAUCUAAAAAAACUUAGAAAUCUUGGGAUAUAACAAUUAAGAUGUUGAAAAUUAAAUUGAUAGUUUGAUUGUUGCAUAUUUAAAGAGUCUUCUUCCAUUUCUUGCAUUCAAUUAAAAAUUAGUAUUUUAAAAAAGAGUAGCAGAAGUCAAAUGCUUUUAAGUAUUAGGAUUUGAUAUUUUACUUGAUGAAAAAGGUAAGCCAUGGUUAUUAGAAGUUAAUUCUAAUCCAAGUUUAUAAAUUGAGCAUGAAGUUUAUGCAACAAAUGGUAAAUCUGUAUUUGAAGAAUCCUACAUUGAUAGUUAUGUUAAAGAAUUAGUUAUGGGGGAUGCAAUAAAAUUAGCUAUGAUACCUAAAGAAGAUUAAGAAGAAUUACCUGGAUUUUAGAGUUAUAGAAAAUUAGAUGUGGAUGCAACUGAAACCAUAUUCUCUAAGAUGAUGUAACUUUAUGGUUUUUUGUCUGGAUAUAAAUUUCAAGAAUAUUUGACAUCUUCUAAAUUUUAGAAAUUGUCUAAUUUUCCAUAAAUGACAUCUUAAACAUUUCUAAAACAUGAUUAUGAUUUAUUAUUUAGGAAAAUCAUAUUAAAAUCAUGUAAUAAUAAUUAAAUGGAUUUCUUUCAAUUUAUUAAUGCACUUGAAUAAUUGGCUAAUAGAUUAAACUAAGAUUUAGAGGAAAUGCUUGAUAGAUUAAAUUAGAAUUUUUGA